This is a messenger RNA of Geodia barretti, 1212 nucleotides long. Lineage: Eukaryota; Metazoa; Porifera; Demospongiae; Tetractinellida; Geodiidae. The record is from the annotation of a GenBank genome assembly.
AUGGUGGACUACGCCAGCCUGUUCUCCCGCAACCUGCCCCGCUCUGUGGCAACUCCGGAGGGUGCGGGCGCACAGGUCAAGUACAUAUUCUCCGUAACCAAUGCGGUGCCCGAGGUUAUCGACGCCGACGAGUAUCUCACUGCCAUCGCCUCCGGUCUCGCGGGUGGCGGCGCGGCCUCGCUGGCUGGCUACCCACCCGCCGGCGGACACGUCGGCUUGCGGGAGCUGAUCGCCCAGCGCCUGGCUUCCAAUCGCGGAUUCAACACCUCCCCCGACGACGUCUUCAUAGCCGACGGCGCCGGCGGGUCCAUCACCAUCCUGCUGGAUUCCUUCAUCAACCCCGGCGAUCCUGUCCUGGUGGAAGAAUUCACAUAUAUGGGCAGCCUCCGCAUGAUGAUGGAACGUGGCGCCGAACCCAUCCAUGUACCAAGCGACGAUGACGGUAUGCUCCCCGACGCCGUCGAAGACAUCCUGUCGUCCCUGAAUACGGCCGGUCGCCGCGCCAAGUUCAUCUGGACCAUUCCCGUCUUUCAAAACCCGCUUGGCUACACCGUGUCCGAAGCCCGGCGCAACGCCCUGCUCGACGCGGCCGAACGCUGGGGUGUGCCCAUCCUGGAGAACGAGUCCUACGCCGACUUCCGCAUCGACGGCGACCCGUUGCCGCCGGCCAUGUCCGGCAUGAGGGAUAACGCCGAUGUCAUGUACGUCUCGUCAUUCACCAAGUUGCUGGGCUGCGGGUUGCGCGUCGGUUUCGGCGUCCUCCCGCCGGCCGUCAAGGCCGCCUUGCCCCUGGCCAACGCCCAAAACCUGCCCCGGCGCAACGCCAGCCAUCUGGCCACCAUGCUGGUGUAUGAAUACAUGCGCGACCACGAGGCCGAACACAUCGAAGCAGUGCGCAAGGCGUUGCUGGUCCGCCGGGAUGCCAUGCUUGAAGCCCUUACGGCCAACUUCCCGGCCUUCUGCGAGUGGACCGAACCCCAGGGCGGCAUGAUGAUUUUCGUGCGCCUGCCCGAGGGCGCCGACACCUGGAGCACGUUGGUCAAGGCCACCCAACGCGAUGUCAAAUACAACCCCGGCGGCAUGUUCCGUUCCGACCGCGAUCGCAACAACCACUUCCGUCUCACCUACAGCCACAACUCCCCCACCGAGAUACACGAGGGCAUCGCCCGCCUCGCCGAACUGUUCCGCGAAGAGGGCUACUUCGAAGGCUAA